Messenger RNA from Salvelinus sp. IW2-2015, 993 nucleotides. Its product is annotated as extracellular superoxide dismutase [Cu-Zn]. Lineage: Eukaryota; Metazoa; Chordata; Actinopteri; Salmoniformes; Salmonidae. The record is from RefSeq and is a predicted model, not a curated record. Gene Ontology annotation, molecular function: copper ion binding. Gene Ontology annotation, biological process: superoxide metabolic process.
GCCCGGUGCACUUAAUCGAACACCCUCAAGAUUGACGGGCUCUGCAAAGUUUGUGACAACCUCGAUGGUUUAUUCCGACAAUUGUCAAGAAUUGUGAUUUCGCCAGACAGGUUACAUAAAAUAGCUAGGACCAUGCCUUUAUUUCAUCCAAUACUCCUGUUGGUUCUGGUAAGCUUCCAAGCCUGCUCCUCUACACACAGCCAGGAGGCUGCCUCCAACAUGGCCCCACCAGAGGCCACGGAGUAUAACAAAACUGUCUAUGCAGCCUGCAAAAUGAGACCCAGCACCAAACUAGGCGAAGGUCUACCUAACGUGUAUGGACAGGUGCUGUUCAAGCAGGAAUACCCUGAGGGAAGCCUCAAAGUCCUCUUUCUUCUCCAUGGUUUCCCAAGUCAUAGUGAUYAUCAGCCAAAAGCCAUCCACAUCCACCAGUACGGGGAUUUCAGCGAGGGCUGCGAUUCCACAGGUGGCCAUUACAACCCUUACAGGGUCCCCCAUCCCAGCCACCCGGGGGACUUUGGGAACUUUGUGGCCCACCAGGGGAGGGUUCACAAGUUGACUGAAUCAAGUGCCACUCUUUUCGGGGGGCUGUCGGUGCUUGGGCGGGCGGUGGUGGUCCAUGAGAAGGCAGACGACCUAGGGCAGGGCGGGGAUGCGGGGAGCCUGCUACAUGGUAAUGCUGGGCGGAGGCUGGCGUGCUGCACCAUCGGGAUGAGCAGUCCCAAACUGUGGGAUAAGCACCAUAAUCGACAGCAGAGAAGAAGGGGAUGGGAAUCGUAGUUUAUUCUUCUCUUUUCUUUCUGAGCUCACCACCUUUCAUCGCAAGACAACUUCAUUUCAUUACUUUAAUUUUAUCCAGAUCUAAAUUACAAAAAUGUUUCCUUCUCUUUUAAAGUCAUGUUUAUCUUUUAUUUUAAGGGAUAGGACAGGUUUACCAUAGCUGAUAGCAAUUCAUGUAUCUUGUAUUAAACGUUGAAAAGAUCUUUAUUGAAA